Recurvomyces mirabilis is the source of this 1056-nucleotide messenger RNA. RefSeq lists its product as uncharacterized. Bases 1 to 1056 code for a protein of 351 amino acids. NCBI's taxonomy places the organism in Eukaryota, Fungi, Ascomycota, Dothideomycetes, Mycosphaerellales, Teratosphaeriaceae. The record is from RefSeq and is a predicted model, not a curated record. Gene Ontology annotation, molecular function: zinc ion binding; nucleic acid binding. The transcript has a single exon.
AUGCCAGGACGAGCAAACAACUCCGGUAAUGGUUCCAACAACCAGAACCGCGUCAACAAGAACGCUGCUCCUCGAUCGAACGAGGACCUAACAUGUCGCAACUGCAACAGGGUAGGUCAUCUUGCCAAGGACUGCCAGUCCACAACUAGCAACAAUGCCGCUCGACUCAACAACAAUGGCGAGAAGCAUUGCGAGAACCACCCUCAUCUGACUAACCACAGCACCGCGGAGUGUAAGAUCCAAAAGAACAACAAGACCAAGACCAAGACCAAGAACAACGAAGACCGCGAUGGCGACGUCAAGAUGGACGGCUUCGCUUACGCCGUCUCCAACACCGUCUCCAACGCCAACGCAAAAUACUGUCUCAUCUGCAAUUCGCGCUCCCACUACCGCAACCAGUGUAAUAACGUGGCCGCCGCAGCCAGACUCACCUUCUCCAACUGCGUCUGCUGGAAGUGCCAUCUCCGCGGCCAUAUGGGCGAUGAUUGCGAGAACCCGUCCGCCAAGUUCUGCGACCGAUGCCACAAGUCUGGCCAUGCUACCGUGGACUGCAAGAGCACAUCCAAGUCCGACGGUUUCCGCGCGCAGCUCGCCCUCAGUGCCGUCAGAUCAGAGCGAGCAUUCGAGGUGAGUUAUAUGACCUACCCCGUGACCGCUAACGCACAGCCAGUCCCCGUCGCACCAGCAACCGCCUUCUUCCCAACGACCUCAAUGCAAAUUGAGCUCCCCGCUCCCACUACCUUCGUAGCUCCACCAAAGAAUGACUACGCCUGGGAUCUGAACUGGGCAAGCUUUCCAGCCGGCACCAAGCUCACACCGUCAGGGGCCCAUUACCUCAAGACCCUCGCCCUAGCCGAACAGCGCGUUCUAGAAGAACAACUCAGCACCACGCAUAAGCAGAUCCGCGCCCACUGCGAGGAGCCCAAGUACCUGUACCCCAAACACAAGGCGAACAAUUACAUCAGAGAUAUCUACCACGUUCUCCUCGAGAACCAGAUCUUGACUCCGGAACGUCUGCAAGCCGCUCACUUCGGCAUGGCGAAGAAUCCCGGGUGA